Molecule: messenger RNA, 1461 nt
Organism: Scomber japonicus (chub mackerel)
Lineage: Eukaryota; Metazoa; Chordata; Actinopteri; Scombriformes; Scombridae
Gene: mrps27
Product: mitochondrial ribosomal protein S27
Exons: 11
Coding region: 1-1251 (416 amino acids)
Cellular component (GO): mitochondrion
Molecular function (GO): protein binding
Source: RefSeq, a predicted model, not a curated record
AUGGCAUCCUCCGUGUUGAAACGAUGUGUGACUGCAGCUGUCAAAGUUAAAAGUUUAUCUCCCUCUUUUUCAGCUAGAAGAUGGCUGCUCUCAUCUGCUUAUACAGACACCAAAGUGUGGGAGGCAAGAGAGAAAGAUCCUCAGAACCUGGCUGUUCUGGCAAACAUUAUGGACAGGACUUAUGAAAGAAACCUUCCAGUUAGCUCUCUGUCUGUGUCGAGGUUCGUUGACAACAUAUCAUGUCGAGAGGAAGUCGAUCAAGCGGAGUACUACCUUUACAAGUUUCGUCACAGUCCAAACUGUUGGUACCUGCGAGACUGGACCAUUCACAGCUGGAUCAGACAGUGUCUAAAAUACGGUGCCAGAGAGAAGGCCCUGCACACACUUCAAAACAAGGUCCAGUAUGGUAUAUUCCCAGAUGACUUCACCUUCAACCUGCUCAUAGACUCUUACAUUAAGGAAGGAGAUUUUAAAAGUGCGUGCACUGUGGUCGAGGAGGUGAUGCAUCAGGAGGCCUUCGACCUUCCAUCCACACAGAUCCUGUCUCUGUAUGCGCUGGGCAGUUACCUAGCAACCAGACCACAACUCACUGUGUUGGAGGAGAGGCUGUUAGGUGCGUCACUGCUCAUCUGUGGACUGAAGCAAGACAACACUGUCGGACUCAGUGCUCAGCUACUAGGCAAUGCUUUCCUCGGCAAGGUAGAGAUGCUAAAGGGCAUACAUGCCGUAUUCAAAGGGAUGCCCCUCCUCUGGACCCGUGGAUAUCUGAGCCAAGCGCUGGCUGUCAUGGAGAAAGUGGCGGCUGUUCCCGGUGAUGAUGUCAAGCUGUCCAAAGACACACUGGACUACGUGAAUAACUUGCUGCAGGAGCUAUCUUCUGCUUCAGACUCUGACUCCUCUGGAGAGGAGUCAGGAGGAGAGGAAGACAAGAAACAGGACGCCGUAGAUGAAGAAGACCAGGCAGAACGAGAAAAUCUAUCUCAUUAUACCAGCAGAUUCAAGGAAUUGAGCAGCCAGCUGGAGUCUCAGGGUAAAGUGGACACCGCCUCCUUCCAGGCUUUAGUGACCACUCUAGCCCAACAGAACCUGGCCGCUGCUGAGAAACCUGACUUGGAGCAGUACGAGAGCCGGGUCCUGGCCUGGGAGUCUGAGAAGAGACAGCUGAUUCAGAGGGAGAAGGAGAUGAGGGAGAGAGCCAAUCAGGAGAAACAGGAGCGGUUAGCUGCCAAAGCUGCAGCCCGAAUGGGUUAGAGACACUGAAGAAGGAGGUGAAUCAGAUAUCAUUGAACUGUCCACUGAGUAUGUGUGUUUAAAGGUUAAAAUAUUAUGUCUCUAAAAUUGUCACUUUUUCAGUUCUGCUGGUGUAACAAGUCAUGUUACCUUUGUAUAUAUCAUGCAUUGUGCUCUUUUUAUAAUUUAAUUUGGGCAAAUUCAAACAUUCUGUUGUCAUUAUGUCAAAAA